CUUCGACGCAUUAGGAGUUACCACCGAAGAAAUUAAAACCCAAAUUUCAGAACAUUCCUUCGAGUAGAGUUACCACCGAAGAGGUACUUCUGAAUUCGCACAAUCGGUGAUAAUUGUAUUUUUAUUUUAUAAUAUUUAAAAUUUGUAGCAGUUUCAUCGAGUAACAGUCAAAGUUUGUUCCUUGGAAGCUACGAUUCGGACAUGGCUCGUAUUCGAAAUAAGAAGAAAAAACCAUUUGUUAAGCCGAUCAUCAACAAGCAGUCGAGUGUGGAUCACAUAACUGGAGACAAGAUUCCAAAGAGUUUUGUUUUUUCUCGGGGGAAGUUGCCGGGUCCUCUUAGACAAUUGCAGAUGGAUUUAAGAAAGUUGAUGCUUCCUUUUACUGCUCUUAAGCUCAAGGAAAAAAGGCGAAAUAAUCUCAAAGACUUCUUGAAUGUUUCAGGACCUAUGGGGGUAACACACUUCCUCAUUUUAUCUAAAACUGACACGGCACCAUACUUGAGAGUUGCUAGGACACCCCAGGGUCCAACGCUUACAUUUAAAAUAAAUGAAUACUCAUUGGCUGCUGAUAUUGCUCAAAGUCAAUUGCGUCCGAGAUGCCCCAAAGAUCUCUUCAAAAACUCACCCUUGAUUGUUCUUUCUGGUUUUGGGACUGGGGAGCAACAUCUGAAGCUCACUACAAUAAUGUUUCAAAACAUAUUUCCUGCCAUAGAUGUGAACACUGUCAAUCUUUCUUCGUGCCAAAGGAUUGUAUUACUAAAUUACAACAAAGAGACGAAGCUUAUUGACUUCCGUCACUUCUCCAUUAGAUUACAACCUGUUGAUGUUUCACGCAGAAUUAGGAAAUUUGUGCAAAACCAUCAGGUGCCUGAUUUGAGAAAUCUUCAAGACGUGAGUGAUUUCGUGACAAAGGCUGGUUAUGGAUCAGAAAGUGAAGCAGAUGAUGAAGCUGCAACUGUAAGUCUAGCAACUGACCUUGGUAGAGUUAAUCGGGCUUCUAACAAAAGUGCUGUUAAGCUUCAAGAGAUUGGACCUAGGAUGACACUUCAACUCAUCAAAGUCGAGGAAGGACUGUGUUCAGGAGGAGUAAUAUUCAAUGAAUAUGGAAAUCACGUGUCAAGUAAAAAUAAGAAAAUCGAUGAUGAAAAGCAAGAAAACGAGGAAGAUAAGGAUGGAGAGCAAGAGCACGAGGAAGACGAGGAGGAAGAACAAGAUGAUGUGGAAGAAGAUUAGCUUCCUAAUGUAGUCAGUCAGUGUGGGUAAAGCAGGAUGUAACUUUUCUAUACUUCUUCCCUUGAUUGGCAAUAGCAUUGAUAAAUUUCACAA
Molecule: messenger RNA, 1326 nt
Organism: Olea europaea var. sylvestris
Lineage: Eukaryota; Viridiplantae; Streptophyta; Magnoliopsida; Lamiales; Oleaceae
Product: peter Pan-like protein
Exons: 7
Coding region: 202-1233 (343 amino acids)
Biological process (GO): rRNA processing; ribosomal large subunit assembly
Cellular component (GO): preribosome, large subunit precursor
Molecular function (GO): rRNA binding
Source: RefSeq, a predicted model, not a curated record